Molecule: messenger RNA, 2389 nt
Organism: Salvia hispanica
Lineage: Eukaryota; Viridiplantae; Streptophyta; Magnoliopsida; Lamiales; Lamiaceae
Source: RefSeq, a predicted model, not a curated record
UUCCUGCAUCAUGUUUGAUUGUGUUUAGUAAUAGUGUUUCUUUACAGAGUCUUGUAAAGAUUUGAUUUUUAUUAGUGUUCCUAUUCUAUUUGCAUGAGUUCUUGUUAUUGGUGCAAUUUUUUUUAUUUCUUGUUGAUGGGUUUCUGUGUUUUAUGUGGAAGCGCUUCUUUGAAUAACUUUGAGUCAAACAAGAACCCCAAAAUUUGAUUUUUUUUUGUUUUUGUGACCACAAAUUUCUAUUUCUGUUGUAUGUUAGUAUUUCCAAAUGCACUUCUCUCUGUGUGUGUGUGACUGUGUGUGAGAAGAUAGAAUUUGAUGGAGAAUUGGAGGCAUGGAGACUCCUUCUCCUGGUUGCUUUUGGGUGCAUGUGAUUUGUUGUUAGAGAAUCAGUACUUGAAUUUUGGAUAAGAUUAUGUAUAUUUGUCUUGUCUGGGAUGUAUUAUUGCUCUAUACCUUUUCCAUGGCAUUUUCUAUCCAUUCAAUUUUAUCAACGCUCAAUUUGAAGGCUUUAAACUCUCCUACAUUAUCUGUUGUUCAAAUUGUAGUUGUUGUUGAUUCCCUCACUUAGAAUUCUUCCACUCAUAUGUGUUGUGUAGACUAAAAUGGAUUCUUCCGAGGCUACAAAGGUUGUAAUCAAGAGGAUUUCGAGCCUCGAGCCGGAGCAUGUUGCGAAGAAGAUAAUAGGAUACAUGUAUUUUCAAGAGCUUUCUGACCAGGAGAUGAUUAGAUUAGCCUUAGGCCCUGAUACCUUAAUCCAUAACUUGAUACAGAAAGCUAAAACCGCGCGCUUAUUAGCUUCAUCACAAGUUACUUCACCUCCAAUUUCCCCUACUAUCAUCAAUCCAGACCCUUCAUUUCAGUUUGCUCCCUUCCAAUCAGUUUCACCUCGUCCCUUUCCAUCCCCACCUGCAUUUCGGAGGAUGGAGCCUUACUGGGAUCCUCAACUCCCCGUUGAGCAACCAGCAAAGCAGAAUGCCCCUUUCUACCCUGACUAUAUAGGAUUGGAGGAUCCAUUAGAUGUCGUUGUGAAGCCAAAUGAUUACUAUUUCCACGAAGCAGCACUCAACAGUUUGAGUGGUAGGGGCGGUGGCAGCUCUUCUAACUUGAUGGAUUUUCCUGUCAAAACUUGUCAUUACUUCAUCAAAGGCAUUUGCAAGCAUGGCAGUAACUGUAGGUAUUACCAUGGGGAGUUGUUUCUGGAGAGUCAUCCCCAUGCUUCUUUUGGUCUUAGUUCAUACGAUAUAGCUGGAGACGAGGGGUUCUUACCGGGGUCACUUGAGAAGCUUGAGUUAGAAAUUACUGAGCUCUUGAAAUUGAGAAGGGGGCAUCCGGUUUCCAUUGCUUCUCUGCCAAUGCUGUACUAUGACAAAUAUGGGAAAACUUUGCAAGCUGAAGGGUACUUGACUGAGAGCCAGAGACAUGGUAAAGCCGGUUACAGCUUGACAAAACUUCUAGCUCGGCUGAGAAACAGUAUUCGUCUCAUAGACAGGCCUCAUGGGCAGCAUGCUGUGAUCCUUGCUGAGGAUGCUGCGAAGUAUUUGGAUAUUCGUGCUGAAAGAAAUGAUCCUGGCCCAAUUGUCAGUGGCUCGCGCCAAAUUUAUUUGACCUUUCCAGCUGAGAGCACCUUCACUGAAGAAGAUGUUUCUGACUACUUCAGUAACUAUGGACAAGUGCAGGAUGUGAGGAUCCCGUGCCAGCAGAAACGAAUGUUUGGUUUUGUAACUUUUGCCACUACAGACACUGUGAGGCUGAUUUUGUCCAAGGGAAACCCCCAUUACGUGCGUGGUGCCCGUGUUCUUGUUAAACCCUAUAGAGAAAAGGCAAAGCUUGUCGAGAGGAAAUACUUGGAAAAUUUUGAUCAUCCCGUUUUCUUCCAGCCACACCCUGCAGAUAUAGACUCAGAUUUUCUAACAGGUUCAUCAAGGUUAUUCCCACGUGAGCUAAUGGAAGAACAGGAACGCGUAGUUGAACUUGAGGCAACACACCUUUCGCAGCUCCAGUUAGCUAGCAGACAGUUCAACGAUCUGUUGGACGUUUUGCCACUCGGCAGUGAUCAGGAGAGCAGUCAAGGAGUUGGUCUGCCCGAUAGCCCAUUCGCCUCGGCGGUGGGCAGCAGCAUUUCAGCAGUUAUAUAGAUGCAGGCAAGAUACACAAGAUUAUAGAGAGCUUACUAAGAAAGAGGUGCUGGUUUUAGAAGGCAACACCACAAAAUACACUUCACUUUUCAUUUCUCAACAAGACAUUUUUCAUUUCUCUUUGCUGAAGAAGAAUCAUAGGGAUCUACUUAGUUUUUUUCUGACGAAGAAAUGUAAUAUACCAAGGUAGGAUGUGGGGAGAUGAAACAAGUUACCCACCAGUAUAUAUAAAGUAGUAAUCUUAUUAAAUUCAA